GCUAUCCUUAUAUAGAGACAAUUUAUGGCCGAGAUAGUAGCCAAGGAAGAACCAAAGAUGUCUCCACCGGUUAAGCUCAUCGGCGCGUUCGGCAGCCCAUUCGUGCACCGCGCCGAGGCGGCCCUGCGGCUCAAGGGCGUCCCUUACGAGCUCAUCCAAGAGGACAUGGAAAACAAGAGCGAGUUGCUGCUGCAUCACAACCCCAUCCACAAGAAGGUGCCCGUGCUCCUGCACGGCGAUCGCGCCGUCUGCGAGUCCCUCCUCAUCCUCGAGUACGUCGACGAGGCCUUCGACGGGCCGCCCCUCCUCCCUAGCGACCCCUUCGACCGUGCCGCCGCUCGUUUCUGGGCUGAUUUCAUGGAGCAGAAGUUCCGGGGGCCGUUGUGGCUGUCGUUCUGGACGGAGGGUGAGGUGAAGAAGGGGUACAUCAAGGAGAUGAAGGAGAACCUGGCGCUCCUGGAGGCGCAACUUGAUGGCAAGCGGUUCUUCGGAGGCGACUCGGUCGGCUACCUGGACAUAGCCCUCAGUGGAUUGUCCCAUUGGAUGGGUGUGCUUGAGGAGGUGGCCGGCGUGAGCUUGGUGGGGGAGGAUGAGUACCCUGGUCUGCACCGGUGGGCGAAGGAGUACACUUCCGACGAAGCUGUGAAGCAGUGCUUGCCGAACAGAGAGCGUCUCAGAGACAAGAUGAAAAUGGCGGCCAUGGCAAUGCUGCAGCAGUAAUCCGGCCGGUGUCGUGUUUUGGCUGUUGGUUUGCCAACAAAUAAAGUGGGCUGUGUUUAGUUGCAAAAUCUUUCUCUUAAAAUUUCACUAUUCACCUAUCACAUCAAAUCUUUUGCCUUA
Messenger RNA from Panicum virgatum (switchgrass), 840 nucleotides. RefSeq names its product probable glutathione S-transferase. The record is from RefSeq and is a predicted model, not a curated record. NCBI's taxonomy places the organism in Eukaryota, Viridiplantae, Streptophyta, Magnoliopsida, Poales, Poaceae. The coding region runs from base 25 to 720 and encodes 231 amino acids. Gene Ontology annotation, cellular component: cytoplasm. Gene Ontology annotation, molecular function: glutathione transferase activity. Gene Ontology annotation, biological process: glutathione metabolic process. The transcript has 2 exons.